AUGCUGAAGGAACAGAAAUCGAAUAUGUCGACGCUUGUACAUUCCGCGAAUGACUUUCUAUUUUUAUUUUCAUUCCAUUCAUACUUUAUUUCUACAUCUACUAUAAAACCAAUUACAUUUUUGUCUUGUUCAUUUUCCCAUUUUUAUUGUUCCCAACGCUUCAUAAUUUCUUUAUUCUUUCUCUUCACAAUUCCUUCCUUCCUUUUUUCCUUCCUUCCUUCCUUCCUUCCUUCCUUCCUUCCUUCCUUCCUUCCUUCCUUCCUUUCCGUUUUCUUUCUUUACUUUUCUUUCUUUGUUGUCACUUUUCUUCGUUCUUAUUCGUUGAAAAAUAUCUUUUAUUCAAUUAUUUCUUACCAAUUUCUUUCGUCAUUCGUCCUAGAUUCUUUCUUUCUUUCUUUUUUGAAUUUUCCUUCCUUUCUUAGUUGUUUUACGCUUUUAAAAACUUUCUUUAUUUUUCCCUGA
Acanthosepion pharaonis is the source of this 462-nucleotide messenger RNA. NCBI's taxonomy places the organism in Eukaryota, Metazoa, Mollusca, Cephalopoda, Sepiida, Sepiidae. The record is from the annotation of a GenBank genome assembly.